This is a messenger RNA of Sabethes cyaneus, 693 nucleotides long. RefSeq lists its product as uncharacterized. The coding region runs from base 1 to 693 and encodes 230 amino acids. The transcript is spliced from 2 exons. The record is from RefSeq and is a predicted model, not a curated record. NCBI's taxonomy places the organism in Eukaryota, Metazoa, Arthropoda, Insecta, Diptera, Culicidae.
AUGUUUCUACAGCAGCUUAGAGUAGAGGCAGCCGGAGGUGAAAGUUCUCUCAAUCAACUAGUUAGUAAAUUCUGGGAAUCCGAAAACGUUACACCCAUCUCACCGAGGAGGAACAAUUAUGCGGAAAGCACUAUCGUAAUACCACCACGCGCGAUACAUGUGGCUGGUACAUCGUCAAGCUACCAUAUCGUUAAGAUCCUGCCACUCUGGGAGAAACCGGAUACACAGCACUACAUUUCACAGUAUAUCCAAGCGGAACACACAUCUUACAUAGCACCUGCCAAGGAUCCAGAGAAGAUAAUAUAUCUCCCGCAUCAGGGCGUUCUCAAAGAAGACAGCAGCACAACUAAACUUCUGGUCGUGUUCAAUGCCUCGCAGAAGUCUACCAAUGGCUUGGCACUCAACGAUAUCCUGAUGACUGGACCAGUAGUUCAGGAUACUUUGUACAAUAUUCUUUUGAAUUUCCGAACGCAUUGCAUUGCGUUGACAGGGGACAUUGAGAAAAUGUACCUUCAAAUAAAGGUCACCAGUGAGGACAGCAAGCUCAUUCGGAUGCUGUGGCAGGAACCGGGUCAACCGGUGGCAGAGUAUGGUAUGAAAACCGUUACGUUUGGUAUCACUUGUGCCCCCCAUCUGGCUACCCGAACCUUGCAACAGAAGCCAUCAAGGAUUUUUAUGUCGACGAUUGCCUGA